GCCUUUGCACUCAAAUAGAGUAAUCUCUCCUUUUCCCCUGUUUUCGCUUCCCCACCAUCUUCUUGUUUGUCACUCGCUACUCCAUCCAGCCGCGCCCACUCUAGAAGAGUAAUAACGGAUACUACUCCUACAAAAGAACAUCCCUCCACAGCAACUUCCCCGUGAAGUUCAAGAACCUCCACGCAAACAAACAAUAUUCCACCACCAUGGUCGACGUGGACCGGAGAAUGACCGGUCUAAACCCGGCCCACAUCGCCGCCCUCCGCCGCCUCUCCGCCCGUGCCGCCGCCACCACUCCGCCAACCUCCGCCGCCCGAACCGGCCUCCCCUCCCUCACCGCCCUCGCCAAAAAAAUCAUCACCCACCUAAAAGACUCCGGAAUCCAAAUCCAACCCGGCUUAUCCGACACCGAAUUCGCCCGGGCCGAGGCCGAAUUCGGCUUCGCCUUCCCCCCAGACCUCCGAGCCGUCCUCUCCGCCGGCUCCCCCGUCGGCCCUGGCUUCCCCUACUGGCGCUCCCCCUCCGGCCCCGCCCGCCUUCACCUCCGCUCGUCCGUCGACUUACCCAUCGCCGCCGUCUCUUUCCACGUCACCCGCAAUUCUUUCUGGCCCAAGUCUUUCGGGUCCAGACCCGAUAACCCCGAAAAAGCCCUCAAGAUCGCGAGAAGCGAAAUCAAACGGGCCCCACUCUUGAUUCCCAUCUUUAGCCACUGCUAUAUUCCUUGUAACCCUUCCUUGGCUGGAAACCCCAUCUUCUACAUCGACGAGAAUAUAAUCUUCUGUUGUGGCGUCGACCUGGCCGAUUUCUUUGACCGCCAAUCUUCCCUGUUUCUUCAGAAAUCACCAUCUCUGGCAUGGACGGAGGUGACCGAGAAAUUCAAGGGGUCAUCGUCAUAUUUCACAAGAAGAAGAAGCCUGGAUAAUUUUACCGGAGGUAGAACGCCGAGAUGGGUUGAGUUUUGGAGCGACGCUGCCGUCGAUCCACGGCGGCGGAGGAACUCUCACGGGUGUUACGACAUGCCCAGAUUUGAAAUCCCUCAAUGGGUGGGGAAGUAUAUAGAGCGGGUCGGGUCGGUGUUGAGGGAAGGCGGGUGGGAUCAAUUGGACAUUGACGAGAUAGUCCACGUGUCGGCGUCCGGGUUUUUCGAAGGUGAGAUGGUUUUUUUGGAUAAUCAAGCGGUUCUCGAUGCUUUGUUGUUGAAAGCGGACCGGUUUUCCGAUUCGUUGCGAAAGGCCGGGUGGAGCUCCGAGGAGGUGUCGGAUGCUUUGGGGUGCGAUUUCCGGUUGGAGAAGGAGAGGAAACCGGUUAAGAAGUUGUCGCCAGAGGUCGUUGAACGGAUUGGGAAACUGGCUCAGUCAGUUUCCCCGUCAGCGGCAGCCGGAUAAAUAUCGAGUUUUUCUUUUGAUAAGAGAGAGAGAUUUUUUCUUUUUCGUUUUGUAAGAAGUUGUUUCAUAUCGGUACUGUGAAUUAAAGGUUUAUACUCCAUUAUAAACGAAAGAAUAUACAGAGGCAUAAAUGCGUGGCAGUACACUGAAAAUUCUACUCAGUGAAUGGAUGUAAAGUGUGGACUUAGAAAACAAAAAAGUGAAGUAAAAAAAUGGAUAAUCCGUUUUGGUAAAAGAAAAAAAAUAUUUUCAACUUCAUAUGGUUCCAUAUUUGAUCCUGGGUCGUUGUGAACGUGUCGGGUGUUUGCGAUAGCUCUUUUUUAAUAUUUUAGAUGGUUGAUCGUUGAUUUUUGUUCAUAUUUUAGAUUUUAUAUAUGAAGCUAUGAAAAGUGUUUGUUGGA
Messenger RNA from Rhododendron vialii, 1786 nucleotides. RefSeq lists its product as uncharacterized. The record is from RefSeq and is a predicted model, not a curated record. NCBI's taxonomy places the organism in Eukaryota, Viridiplantae, Streptophyta, Magnoliopsida, Ericales, Ericaceae. The transcript is spliced from 2 exons. Bases 207 to 1385 code for a protein of 392 amino acids.